AGUCGUUUCCGCCACAGGGUCCGUUACGGUACGCACGGGUGGCAUAAAAAACCCCGAUUCUCCGAUGUAGAUCGCUGAUGCUACAAGAGCAGUUGAUUUGGCGAGUACACCCGGAGAGACUUCAACAUGGCAACGGACCAGCGGCAGAUACUGCUGCUGAUGGUGAUUUGUUUCACAGCAUCGGUGGCCAACGGCUGGAGCGCGGACGAUAUGGAGAUAUUCGACCUUGUCGAAGAGGUGAACGAAAACUUCUACCAACUGAUGAACAUUAAUCAAACCGCCUCGUUGGCGGAGAUCAAGCGCGCAUUCCGGACACUAUCGAUAGUGCUGCACCCGGACAAGAGCGAUGCCGAUGAUGCGAACAUCAAGUUUCGCAACCUCGUGUCGGUGUACGAGAUUCUGAAGGAUCCAGCGAAACGCGAAAAGUACGAUCGGGUACUGAACGAUGGAUUGCCGAACUGGAAAUCGGCCUUGUACUACUACCGGCACGUGCGAAAGAUGGGCAUCGCCGAGAGUGCGACCAUUCUCUUCGUUGUCAUCACCGUCAUGCAGUAUCUGGUCGCAUGGGCAGCUUACAUCGAGAAAAAAUACACGGCGGAACAAAUCGUCGGUAACAAGUUGAAGAAAUUUAACAAAAAAAAUCAGACCAACAUCCAGCUGGAAGAGCUAAUCAACGAAAUUCCCAUACCGAGCAUUAAGAACACGCUGCCAUUCCAGCUGCCGCUGAGUCUGUGGCGAUUGGUAACAGGCCUCCCGCACGCUAUUGACCUGUACGUCCAGAGGAAAAAAGCGAUAAACGAGAUCCACGAAAGAGAGCUUAAGGAGGCCAAAGAGCAGCAGGAGUUUGAAAGGAAACGGGCAGAGGAAAAAGCAAACCGGAUGUUGCGGAAACGGAACAAAAAGAUUAGUGUACCGGAGAAAACGGACGAAGAGCUGGCUGCCUACAGUCAGCGCGUUUUGCAGGCGGGAGACGAACCGCACGCAACGGAACGACUGCCGGUUCCGCCUCCAUCGGGCGGCCUCUGGACCGACGACGAUCUGACCGAGCUGGUUCGGCUGGUGAAGAAGUACCCGGGUGGCACCAGCAACAGGUGGGAGCAGAUAGCGGAUCUCAUGCAACGCAGCGUGGACGACGUUACGUACAUGGCGGCCAAGCUGAAAGAGUGCGGUUACCGGUUGUCACAUCAGCUGCCGGAGACCAACGCAUCCGAUGUCGCCAGGGUGAAGACGAAAACACGCGACCGAGGAGUGACCGCAGUGGCGAGCGAAUCGUGUGCCACCUGGACGCAGCAGCAGCAACAGGCGCUCGAAGCGGCCAUCCAGAAGCACCCGAAGUCGACGACUACCGACCGAUGGCAGAAGAUUGCCAACAGUGUGCCGGGUAAGACGAAGGAAGACUGUAUCGCGCGCUACAAGUAUCUGGUGGACCUGGUAAAAACACAGAAGAAGGAAACGGAGGAUGGGUCCGAGCUGCCAGCCAGUACCGUCGGCGCUGAAGAAGUCCCCCCGGCCCCAAUCGAAGGAACCGAGCAGGAACCAGAACCACACGCCGAUGACAAUACGGUGGCCAGCGCCGCUGCCGCGCUGGAUCAAACGCAGCAGUCGGAAGAAGCCAAACCCCCGGCCCAAAAAGGUGGAAAAAGUAAGAAGAAACCAAGCCGCAAAGAAAAACGGCAACCCGGCGGAAACAUUAACGAGGUGGACGAGGUGGAUUGGCGCCCGGAGCGCGACUACACGAGGAUUCCCUCGGACGAUUCUGAUCAAUGGCUCGGUAGGCAUGAUGAGAACGGGGUGCUCAUACCCGAGCCCGUGCAGCCUGUAAAGCGAAAGCGAAAGCGAAAGAAGCUGGACCUGUCCCGGCUUCGUAAUCGGUGCUACUCGGACUCGGAAUAAAACUUUCGGAGCGGAAACGAAAAGAACGGUCAUGCAUUGCAUUGUCUGCUGUCAGACGCGGAUCAGAAGUCCAGUUGG
Messenger RNA from Anopheles cruzii, 1971 nucleotides. RefSeq lists its product as uncharacterized. The record is from RefSeq and is a predicted model, not a curated record. NCBI's taxonomy places the organism in Eukaryota, Metazoa, Arthropoda, Insecta, Diptera, Culicidae. The coding region runs from base 127 to 1893 and encodes 588 amino acids. The transcript has 3 exons. Gene Ontology annotation, cellular component: endomembrane system.